Rotaria socialis is the source of this 2151-nucleotide messenger RNA. The record is from the annotation of a GenBank genome assembly. Lineage: Eukaryota; Metazoa; Rotifera; Eurotatoria; Philodinida; Philodinidae.
AUGAGCAGUACAGUGACAACAGAAAAUAGUCCCAUACCCAUUGCCAAAAUGGUUAAUGAUUUAUUCUUACAAUGGCUUUCAUUACCAGAUACACGCACUUCUCUAUCCGCUGCAUUGAACAGUGUCCGAACCAAUAGUAAAAUGCCAGAUUUAAUCGUUUAUUCGAAAUCUUAUGCAGCACGAGGUGGUGGAUUUUCAAAAUCGCAACAUUUCGAUUCACCCCCAGUUUCACCGGUACCUCGCGCACCAUCUAGUCCACGUAUUAGUUCAUCCACUCAUUUUCCACUCAGUGAAAGCAUUCCUGGUCCAAGUGGUCUAAAUGAAGAAAAGAGACAACGUGCGCCGAAGAAAAUAUCUACCGUUUUAAAUGGUAGUCCUACUUCGAGUAUUGAUCAGCAACAAACAUCCAUAGAAAAACAGUCGAAUUCCAAACUGACGAAAUAUGAAGCAGUGCCAUCUUCUCCUUCAUCGCCAACAAAUGACAUCCAGAAUCGAUCUUCAACUAAUAAUAUAAUUACCCCAUCAAAGGACAUCCCAUCAAAGCAAUCUCAACAAACAUUAAUCCCACAACCAGCAUCAAAUGUUUCUUUGGAUCAACCCUUGAAACCGACGAAUGCCAGCGUUAGUGCUUUACGAGAAACAUUCGAUAAUAAUCGAUCGUCUGCAAAAAUUAUUCCGGCAAAAACACCAACUGAACAAAUAGCACAACCAACAUUAGCACCGCCGAAAACCACUACUCAAACAGCUGUAAAAGUUGAAGAAGGGCAAAAUUCAGUUGACAUAAUACCUAAGUUUUAUUUUCCUGAUGAACAACUAGCAGCAGUAUCAACACGAGAUGCAUUGAUCAGUACACAAUUACGAAAAGCUAAAGAUGAAUUAUUUACAACAAAAAAUGAUAAAUUACGUUCGGAAGAUUUCGGUAAACUUGCUCAGUUAAUCGACUUAAGUUUAUAUUGGAAAGCACCAUUGUUUCGUGCUUGUGCCCUAGAUGCUCUAGGAUCAAAAGCAACAAUAACACCAAAUACAACUGUGUCCUAUGCGCAGUUUGAAUCGUUUUGGAAAAAAGUAUGCAAAAAUAAUCAUGAUAAUGCAUUAAAAUUUAUUUAUAUACUGAUUCAUUCAUCUACAUCAACAUUAUCAAUGAAUCGUCAACAUUUAACUGUCGACGAUUGGGAUUAUUUCGUGCAAGAUAUCAUAGAUACACAUCCUGGCUUAAAAUUUCUCCGUGAUGCGCGUGAAUUUCAUUCAAGAUAUAUUAAGACAGUUGUUGCACGAGUCUUCUACAAUUGUAAUCGUUCAUGGUCAACGAGAUUAACCGUACAAGAAUUGAGGCGAUCGAAUUUUUUACAGACUCUCGAUCGACUUCAAGAAGAAGAGGAUAUUAACCGUAUACAUGAUUAUUUUUCGUACGAACAUUUCUAUGUUAUUUAUUGUAAAUUUUGGGAUAUUGAUACCGAUCAUGAUCUAUUGAUUAACAGGGAUGAUUUAGCCAAGCAUAAUGGUGGAGCAAUUUCAAAUAAAAUGAUUGAUCGAAUUUUUUCGGGUGCUGUAUCGAACAGUCCAAAUAUGAAAGAGGGGAAAAUGUCCUAUUAUGAAUUUGUAUGGUUUCUUAUUUCUGAAGAAGAUAAAUGUUCACCAACCAGUAUUGAAUAUUGGUUUCGUUGUAUGGAUAUAGAUGGAGACGGUAUUUUGUCUAUGUAUGAAUUAGAGUAUUUCUAUCAAGAACAAGUACAUAAAAUGGAAAUCUACGGUAUUGAAUAUAUGCCAUUUGAAGAUUGUAUAUGUCAAAUGCUUGAUUUGGUUAAGCCUGAAGACGAAAAUAAAAUACGUUUAAAAGAUUUAAAACGAUGCAAAUUAACGAAUAUUUUUUUUGAUACAUUUUUCAAUCUCGAAAAAUAUUUAGUUAAUGAGCAAAAAGAUCCAUUUUCAAAUUUGAAAGAUCCCGAUACGCCUGAAGUAUCUGAUUGGGUUAAAUAUGCUGAAACGGAAUAUGAUAAUUUAACACAUGAAGACGGAGGCAAUGACGAUCCUGACGAUGGAAAUUAUGAUGAAGAUUUUGAAGAUGAUGAUGAUGGAGCUGAAGACUCAAAAGAUAGAAAACCGGCUGGUAGUACGGGUUCGGCUUCAAAUAAUAAAAGUGAUGAUUUGUAA